GCUCCAGACUUAGGAGAAACUGAAGGGACUUCUCAAACAUUCAGCUUUAUUUUAUUUAUAUUUUAGGUAAACCAUCAGGGCUGUAUUUACCUAUGUGUUGAUUUUUUUUUUAGGUUAAAAAAUACAGUAAACAAGAUCAAAAAACAACAACAACCCAGUUUCAGACUGUAACUUUCUGAAGAGGAGAAGAUACAGUAUGAUCGGCGGAGUGAAGCAGGAGAGAAGUGAUGAAUGGCCGAGUUUUUACAUGAACCAGGCAUAUCGUGGAGCAGACAGUAUGCGAUUAAGCAGUGGUCCUUAUUCCUCUCUAGAGCAUCCCCAUCAAAUCUUCAGUCUCCCAAGAGAAUCAAUGGCUGGAGAAGUCACAGAAAGGAUUGAGACACCUCCAGAUGCCCUGACUCAACAGAGAUGUCCUGAAACAGAUCAUAACAGACUAGAGCUUCCUGACAUGAAAUCGGUGUACCGGAGAACCUUCAACCACACCAAGCCUCCUUAUUCCUACAUUUCACUGAUUUACAUGGCUAUUCAGCAGUCACCAUCUAAGAAACUCACCCUGAAUGAGAUCUAUGACUGGAUACGCCAGCUUUUUCCAUACUACCGGCAAAAUCAACAGCGUUGGCAAAACUCUAUCCGUCACUCCCUUUCUUUUAAUGACUGUUUUGUGCGUGUCCCAAGGUCCCCAGAUUCUCUGGGGAAAGGCUCCUUCUGGACCCUGCACCCUGACUCUGGCAACAUGUUUGAAAAUGGCUGCUACAUGCGCCGGCAGAAACGAUUUCGGUGCCAGAGUGCAACAUCAUCAUCCACAACUAGAAGUGCUUCAAAAAAAGCAGACAGAGUAAAGGAAGAGGGCAAGAAAAAAACAUCAGAUGCUAAAUUGACAGUCUUAUCACCUAUGUCCCCAGCUAUGCCUUCCAAACCUCCUAUGCCAACAGUGUUGCCAGACAUGGAUUGCCCCUCCAUGUCACCCUCACAUAUCGCACCUCAGCAAAACGCCACACAUUCACUGACUCCAUUUCCUCCAUCCUCAGAACCUUCUGCACACCUAACAAAUAUACAUUACCCCACAAUGUCAACACUUCAGCCAACAGCCUCCUGCCCUCCAGAGGCUUGUGUUCAUGGGGAACCCUUCUUUCACCAGUCUCUUUCUGUACCACCAAUCAUGGACUUUCAGUGCUAUGAGCCUCCUGUGACUUACCCUGUUUAUUAUCCUACAUCAAGCUCCAACAUUCAUCAGUACAAUCCAUAUCUCACAGGCAAGGAGGAGUCCUCGUAUGCAGGAGACUCAGUGUGUUACUCUGGACUCAGCAUGUGCUCACUGCCAGUUUUAAGUUCCUCCUAAAGCAUUAGUUUAGCCAUUUGUCUGUGCUACUGAAGUGCUACUUAUGUGUUUGACUGACCUAUUAAAAUAUUGUAGAUAAAUGAAAAUUUUAGACAAUA
Molecule: messenger RNA, 1437 nt
Organism: Clarias gariepinus (North African catfish)
Lineage: Eukaryota; Metazoa; Chordata; Actinopteri; Siluriformes; Clariidae
Gene: foxa
Product: forkhead box A sequence
Exons: 2
Coding region: 197-1339 (380 amino acids)
Biological process (GO): regulation of transcription by RNA polymerase II; cell differentiation; anatomical structure morphogenesis
Molecular function (GO): RNA polymerase II cis-regulatory region sequence-specific DNA binding; DNA-binding transcription factor activity, RNA polymerase II-specific
Source: RefSeq, a predicted model, not a curated record